CCUGCUGACUGCUGCUCAUCGACAGGUGGGCUGUAAGAUGAGAUCCUAAUUUACGCUCAAAAGGGGGAGGCUGGAGGGCAAGGCCUCUCAGUUACAAGAUCUCAUGGCAAAAAGUAUGAGCUGAGGGCCCUCAAAAUAGCCCUAGGGAAGCUAUAUAACAAGCAACUCUGCAGGAAAUCACCAGUCCUCGGCAGAUCUUCACCCAUGUGUAGUGCUGUACAAGAAAAGUCCUGAAAGGAACAGAAAAUCAUCACUGAGUAUCUCUUCACCUUUUUUUUUUUGCAAGCUUUUGGCAGGAGACACUCCUUUGGAUCUCAAGGCAUUGUUGUGGCUUGGCACCUCAGUGUUUGUGGGGUAGCUGUGUGCCUCUUCUGCUCUCCAAGACUCUUCUCAUUUUCCUUGCCUCAUCUGUCUAUUGGACUUCCUUUGCCCUCUGUGACCAUGAAAUACUACUACCCAGGCUCACUCCCUAGGUAUAGGCGAUACGCAAGAAACCUCAAGACUGUGCGUUUCCCCAAUGAUGUUGUCUUCCAGGACCAUAUUCGGCAAGGUGACUUGGAGCAAGUGGGACGUUUCAUCCGGGCCAGGAAAGUCUCUUUGGAUACCAUCUAUCCCUCUGGUAUGGCUGCCCUCCAUGAAGCUGUGCUUGCCGGGAACCUUGACUGUGUCAAGCUCUUGAUAAAAUAUGGUGCUGACAUCAAUCAGAAAGAUGAUGAUGGCUGGACACCUCUGCAUAUGGCCUGUAGCGACGGCUAUGCUGACAUUGCAAGGUACCUCAUCUCUCUUGGCGCCCAGUGUGAUGCCACUAAUAAUGAAGGAGAGAAGCCAUUUGACCUUAUUGACCCAGAAUACAAGGAUCUUGUGGAGCUCUUCAAAGCAGCCCAUGUAGACUAAGAUUGUAUCUCUUAACUCUUUUCCAUGAGAAGUCCAGUCUCCAUGGCAGGCAACAAAAUCUGUUGCAUGAAGGGAAAAAAACUAGCAAAAUUGCCCCUACAAAGUUGGUAAGGGACUGUAAGGUCUCCUAAAGGAGGCCAUACUAUAGCUGCAAUAUGUAUAUAUGACUAUGUUGGGAUUUCUCAGCGAUAUGCUUGGGAUAGUCUGUCCAAAAAAAAUAUAUGGAACAUUCUUUAUUGUGGUCCAUUGUCCAGUACAAUAGGUGGUAUAUACUGGCUUUGAUGGUGUGAUUGUGUAGGUAGUUCAUAUAUAUGUGACCUGGAUUGGACCGGACACCAAUUUCUAUAAAAAUGUAUCUUUCCAAUUCUCAUUUUGCAAUUACUAAUUUUGAACAGUGGCCUCAGCAACGUUCAAGUUAUUUUCCUGAAGAAUCCUUUCAAAAUAACCAUGAAAAUAUCUACCUUCAAACUGACAUGUUUAUGUACAUAUGAAUUAUUCUAAAACAUAGUGUAUAAAGUCCUAUUUUCAAUGUGUUGCCGAUUCUAGAUUUUCUUUUAUACUGUAUUUUUUAAGUGAUUCUGAAACAGCUUUUUAUUUUUUCAAUAAAGGAAUUCCCAAA
Messenger RNA from Candoia aspera, 1513 nucleotides. RefSeq names its product protein phosphatase 1 regulatory subunit 27 (gene PPP1R27). The record is from RefSeq and is a predicted model, not a curated record. The transcript has 3 exons. Gene Ontology annotation, molecular function: phosphatase binding. The coding region runs from base 442 to 894 and encodes 150 amino acids. Lineage: Eukaryota; Metazoa; Chordata; Lepidosauria; Squamata; Candoiidae.